Striga asiatica is the source of this 1410-nucleotide messenger RNA. The record is from the annotation of a GenBank genome assembly. Lineage: Eukaryota; Viridiplantae; Streptophyta; Magnoliopsida; Lamiales; Orobanchaceae.
AUGUUGCUGGACUCGCUGGAUAACUACAGGCCGCACACGACUACACGAGGAAGAAUGAAGGUGAGAAAAACUUGGUGUACUAAAGAUAUUGAUUUAGGUAAACUUUUGACGGGAGCUGCAAUGAGGGACUUCUUGGGCGUGAUGUUGAGCACGAAUCCCAAUGUGGUUGUUCUAGCCGAGCAGGAGGGGGAACACGAUGGGUCCGGCCUGGAGUUGAGGCACUGCAAUGCUCUGAGGUACUACGUGGCGGUUUUCGACUCGGUGGAUGCGGGCCUUCCAUUUGGGAGGGUUGAAGGUGGAUGAGAUGUUCGGUCGGGGGAUUCUGAAUAUAAUGUGCGAGGGUCGGGAGAGGCAUGAGCAGCACUAGGUGUUCGGAAGGUGGAUGGAGGUGAUGUCGGGGGCCGAGUUUCAGAGUCGGGAGAUUGGGUCCUUUACAUGGCCAUUGUUGGUAUUAGAUCGGGAGAGGCAAGAACAACACAGAUGUUUCUACAUGUACCUUGACUAGCGGUGGUGAUUAUGUGGUAGAAGAAAGAUUCACAGUCCAUUGAUUCAACGUUCGUGAGGACAUACCUGAAUUUGAGUUGAUAUCCAAAGUCUAUUAGUCAGCUAAACAUGAAUCCCAAUGCUCAUGGUACACUACCAUUACCUAAACAUAUUUGAGUGAAAUAUCACUCGAAAAGGAUGUCUAUGGAUUUUAUCCCCUAAACAUUGGAAAAUUGGCAUUGAAAGGCAGAGAUUCAUUGUUCAUUCCCUUUACACCUAAGGAUAUUAAUUUAAUAUGGAGAAACUCUUUUUUUCAUUGUUGGUGCUGUUUGAUGACAGUUUCCUUCGGAUUCAAGUAAACAAACAGAACAAGGAAUUAAAGUUAGCUUAUCUCGAGCUAUAUUUUGUUCAUCCAUUUCUUUAGUUUCUAAAGCUCAUUCAUAGUCCAACAUUCGACAAUUAUAGCUGUUAAUGAUUAGUGGCUUUACUUACAAUUUAAAAGUCUGGCUUUGAAGGAGGCACGAGAGUUGAUUCAGGGGCUGACGAAGAAAUUCAAGAAGGCGGUGUGGCAUGUUUUUUGACCUGCCACGUAAAUCAAUAAUCCUUCCACAUCACAUAAAAAACAUGCCACGUCACGCCACAUCAAUUUUUUAUCCGGGGUGCGGAUAAAAAGGGACCAAAAAUGAUAAAAUAGACAAAUUAUAGGACCCAGAUUGAAAGUGGUCAAUGACAGGGUGUGUUUUUGGAUUGUGGCCAAGUUAUAGGACCAAUUUUGAAAUUAAGCCUGUUUUUUGCCAAGACAAAAACAACUUAAUAAGCCAGCCAUGAUCCUGUUUUCCACGCAACACAAAAUGGGAAAAAAACUUCGUCAACUAUUAACAAGGCUUAAUAUAUAAGUUAGACGUGGCCAUUUGCCGGGCCGGGUCG